This is a messenger RNA of Solea senegalensis (Senegalese sole), 5193 nucleotides long. RefSeq names its product WASP like actin nucleation promoting factor b (gene waslb). NCBI's taxonomy places the organism in Eukaryota, Metazoa, Chordata, Actinopteri, Pleuronectiformes, Soleidae. The coding region runs from base 1979 to 3466 and encodes 495 amino acids. Gene Ontology annotation, molecular function: small GTPase binding; actin binding; microtubule binding. The record is from RefSeq and is a predicted model, not a curated record. Gene Ontology annotation, biological process: regulation of Rho protein signal transduction; actin filament organization. Gene Ontology annotation, cellular component: nucleus; endoplasmic reticulum membrane; cytoplasm. The transcript has 8 exons.
UUGACAAUAUUUCCUGACAUUAACUUCAGAUGUGAACAGAGGAGGCAUGAAAAACCCGAUACAGAGAAAUCUCUGUGUGUCAUUGUGUUGGUAUGUCUGAUGGGUGGAGUUCAAGGAUCAUUCAGAUUUUUGUAUCAUUGGCAACAUUGGUCUGUUAUUGUAGAAACGGUGCACCGUAUGUAGGAAACACCUUCUGCCUGGCAUCCAUCAAAAAGCACUUGUACACCAGCAGUUUAUAAUUAAAUUAAGUGAAUAAACUCUUAAAAACUAAAUGUUGCUGUAUGCUAUAUGAGUUGCUCUUUCACAAUGGAGUGACACAAAUGAAAUGGACGAGCAGGCGAGGAAAUGCACAGCAAUCAAUCAACUGUGGACACGAGCAGGUUUCAUAUACUUAAUCUACAAAUCCAUUCAUUCGGAGAGUCUUAAUCUCUGAGUUGCAUGCCCGUGAAGGCCCCUGACUCUGUCACUCAGGAGCUUAAAGAGCCAGAAAACAUUUUUUCUUUUCUUGGCAUGAUGGUGCAAGAUGAUGCAGUCUAGUUACAGGAAGAGCGGAGCAGCAGAUGAACCAGUUUUGCAAAGAAGCGGCAUCGUUUGACAUAGCUCGCUUGGGGUGUGCGUGUAUUCCAGGUAUUACUCAUAUCUUGGGGACACAGUCACAUUAUGGAGACGUUUGUCAAAAAAACAAGAAAAUGAUUAUAUUUAAAGUGAAGACAUGUUGUACGGUUAGGGUUAGGCCAGUUGUGGUUAUGGUUUAUGUGGUCAUGACAUGCUUAGCCAAUAGAUAUUUGGUGAAAAUGAAAAAAGACAGGUGUUUUUACACCAGAUUGUGUCCUGCAUUAGUCAUGCGUGGAUUCAGCUUCUCUACAAGUCCAUGUUGGCCUGUGAAUUUGUUAAAUUCCAAAGGAAAUCAUCCUCGUAGUCUCACGGGGAUAUCUUCUCUUCUCUUCUCGUCUUGGUCCGUCACAUUUCCAUUACUGCGUCACACUGUCAUCAACUCUAUUCUUAGCUGUCCUUCUCUUCUGCUCUUUUCUCUUUCUGCCCUUUCACCUCACCCCCAUCUCGUCAUUUGUACCCGUUCACCCUCUGCUUCUCAUUUAAUCUGUCUUAAUUUCCCUCUUUUCUCUGUCUUUCUCUCUCUCUCUCUUUCUGUUGCUCUGCUGUUCUCACCCUUCAUUUCACCCCGCAGAUUCAUCAUGUUUCAGGAACCACUGAGAUUAUCGUGGGAUUAUGCCAUGGGUAGAUUGUCAUGGUUACGUAAUAAAAAAUAAAAAAAAAACACCCAGUGCUAAAGCCAGGACACAACUUGCUGGGAUUAGAUCCUGUUUAUGUGUGUUGCAGGGAGUGGGAGGGGAUAAUAGUGGAGCUGGGUGGAGAAAUGAUUAUGGCGAGCCGGUUCGAUCAUGAUAAUCUAAUCGUGCAACAUGCUGAGAUGGAGAGCCAGGGGGAUAGCAAAUGAUUGCAGGGGAAGAUAUAAAAUAUUCAGAACUCAGACACACUCUGAUACAGCAGCGAAACGGAGACAGGGAGAGCCGGCGACAGAGAAAUUAAUGGAAGGAAUGUAAGAGGAAGAGUGAAGCUCGGGCCGUUGGCUGGCAAAGUGUUGGCUGUCUCUUUUCUCCUCAGAUGGCAUUGCUGGACGUCUGCCUUCGCAGCUCAGACAGUGUGUGUUUCAACUACGCCAGAUGUCCCAAGAUGUUAAUUCAGUGACUGCUGAGUGCUGCACCAAGUCCAUCACAUUCUGGCUUAUUUUCUCAUGUAGGAAACAGUGGAGAACGUCUUUUUUGGGGGGUGUCGGCGCAGUGAAGAAACCUUUUUAACCAAAAAAUACUGGAUUUAAAAUUUAUCCACUCAGGAUUUGUUUUCGAGGACAUUUUUCUUUUAUGAAGCAGUCUGACUGAGGACUUUCUGCACAUUUCUUUUGCAUGAGACAAAAGACCUUGGACCCACUCAAACCGCUUAUGCCCAGCCAUCAGCAACAAUGAUGUUCUGCACCACCUUCCUGUCUGCUCCCUCUGAAGAUCUUAAUUGUGAGGGUGGUGGUGGAGGAGCAGCAGCAGCAGUCGUCGGAGGUGUAAGUUCAGGCAGCUGUCUGACUUCCCUACACUGCCUCAUACUCCCGCAGGACGACUUGUACCCGUCUCUCUCCGACCAAACCGCCCGCCUUUCGAUUUGCGCCGAAGAGCAAACUCGCAACCUGAUGGACAAAAUGCUCCUCGAUGCCGGCGCGACCACCUGCGCGGCGAGAGGCGAGGGCAGGUGUAUUUGGGACAGGGUGAGAAGGAGGCGCAGUCGGUCAGCCUCGCCUUUGCCCAGCAAAACUCCCAAAAGUCCUUGUAGUCAGAGAGUCAAAGGUCCCACAUUGCCCAUGGCCACGGUGGACAUCAAAAACCCGGAGAUCAACAGCAUUCAUCGCUUUCACAACAACUCUCAGGUGAACAACCUUGUGCACUCGUCCUUCCCCAAGAGGGAGAAGAAAGUCAAGGGGAAGAAGAAGAAGCUGACCAAGGCAGACAUCGGCACGCCGAGCAACUUCCAGCACAUUGGACACGUGGGAUGGGAUCCAAACACAGGCUUUGAUCUGAAUAACUUAGACCCCGAGCUGAAACACCUCUUUGACAUGUGUGGCAUCUCCGAGGCCGAGCUGAAGGACAAGGAGACCUCAAAGGUCAUCUAUGACUUCAUUGAGAAGAAAGGAGGUGUAGAAGCUGUGAAAAAUGAGCUACGGCGACAAGGUCCACCCCGGUGGUGCGCCCCUCCACCUCCUCCAUCUAGAGGUGGCCCUCCUCCGCCACCCCCUCACCACAGUUCUGCACCUCCGCCCCCUCCCCCUGCGCGAGGACGAGGUGCCCCGCCGCCGCCCCCUCCCUCCCGAGCUCCGGUCUCUUCACACCCUCCUCCCCCUCCGACUCGGCCGGGCAUGUCCGCUCCACCUCCGCCUCCGCCAAGCAGAGGCUCCCUCCCGCCCCCACCUCCGCCAGCUCAUGCCUCCAUUCCCGUGGCGCCGCCCCCGCCGCCGCCUCCUCCUCCCAUGUCCGGUGGCGGUGCACCGCCUCCUCCACCUCCUCCUCCACCACCACCUGGCCCUCCACCUCCCGCUCCGCCGAUGUCCACAGACGCUAACGGGGGCGACGGCAGCCUGUCCUCAGGUGGAGGCAAGUCUGCGCUCCUGAGUCAGAUCAGAGAGGGCACAAACCUGAAGAAGGUGGACCAGAAAGAGAGGCCAGUGUCCAGCAGCACUGGCGGCGGCAGAGAUGCACUUCUGGACCAAAUCCGGCAAGGAAUCCAACUUAAAGCGAGAGAGGACAAUAUCGAAUCUUCUCCUACCACCGCGGCCCCCUCAGCGGGCAUUGUAGGGGCCCUGAUGGAGGUGAUGCAGAAAAGAAGCAAGGCUAUUCACUCUUCAGACGAGGACGACGACGAUGAAGACGAUGAGGACUUUGAGGAUGAUGAUGAAUGGGAAGACUAGUGAUUUUUUUUUUUUCUUUUUUUCCCUGCCCUGUCCUAACUCCUGGAUGAUUACGACACUAAAAAAAAAAUUGUCUUUUUAAAUUGUUCUAUCAAUUUGCUGUAUAUUUUUGUUGCCUUUAUGCUUUUUUUUUAUGAUUAAUCUGUGCAAUACCUCAUUUAAUCUGUAAAUGUUUGUCACUUUCAUAUCUUAGGUUGAAUGUUCUUCUCCUUUCUCUGUCUGUCUGUGCGUCAUUUCUGUCUUUCGCUAGCAAAAUGUCUCAUCUGUCAUUUUAUCUUUGUCCAGCUUUUUUUCCAUCUCUUUGUAUCGCCCUCUCUUCCUCCCACGUCCCCUGCGCUUUGAUGUUAAUCACCUCCAUCUGUCGGUUCAGCCUCUCAUCGCACAUGUCCCUCCCCGUCGCUGUCCUGCAGCGUCCAUAUCAACAUGUGCAAUUUCACAAUCUCUUCGGUCUUAGAAAAUUAAUGUUUUUUUGUUUGUUUAUUUUCAUCGAUUGAGGGGCUUAAAAAAAUGCGGGUGGCCACAUAGAAAUCACGCCUUCAUCACGGGAAGAAAGGCAAAAGUGAACUAUUUUCAUACCCUGUUGCUCUGUAGUUUAUUUUUACUUAUUCAAGAGGAUCCUAGUUUAGCGCUCAUAUUUUCUUAUGACAAAGAAGAAGGGUGAAAAGAAAAAAGAAAACGCUCUCGUUAGCUUCAUUCUGUCAACUGUAAAUUUGAGAGUUGUUAUAUUUUUGCACAGAUUGAAAGUGGAGACUCAUUAUGAAUAUGCUUUAAGUAAAUGAGGCAAAGUAGACUUUUAACCGUUAAACACGCCCACACUACGUACAGUAAACACAUUGUUGGCCGGCGAUCUAUUUGAAUGUUAGUUCAUUUUCUUUUGUUAUUGUCACACAUUUUUUUUUUUUAACAGUAGCGUAUUGGGAAUCAGGUUAUAAUAUACAUCGUGUAAAUCUUGAGGAAUAAAGACAUUUCUUUUUUUAGUCUCACACCUGAUGCUUAUACUGGGUGUUUUGUGGUUAUGGCUGCGCUGCUGAGCAGAAACGGUGGCACAAAAUGUGGAGUUCUUCCUCCUUUUAGACGCUGAGGUGUUGACAAAUGACGGGGUCAAGUCAUGGCAUUAUCCAACGAGUGCAUUAAGGUGUGUUACAUAGUUAAUCCCUACAAAGCCCAAUAGAUUGUGCUUUUUUAAAAAUGGCAUAAAUAAAGAUUCAUCAGGGAGUUGUUAAACUCAAAAAAGGUUAAAAUAUUGUUGUUUUUUUAGCAGUUCCUUUAUGUGGAGACUCUGCACUUAAAUAACCAAUCUGCAUUUUCUCUUUUAAAGAAAGCAAAAACAGCAGCUUCUGCAGCCGUUCAUUCUAAAGUCUGCUGGAACAGCAGCUGGACCUGAAAGAACACGUACACAUUUAGUGUGAGAGGUAACCAGAACAGGAAAUAAAAGACGGGAUUGUGUGCUGAAAUGUCUUUUUUUUUUGUUUGUUUUUAUAUUGUUUUAUAAUUGACAUUUUUGGUCUCCGAAAGACAAGUUGCCACUAGUUUGAUGUAAGAACUGACCCUGUGUUGUCAAAUAUAUUCUUUUUCAAGGGGAAAAGGAACACCUGGGCCAUGUUUUCGCAGAUGUUCAUGUCUUGAGGUAACUCGGUUAUAAUAAGGUGUUCUGGACGCCGAGCCUUUUUCUCAAACAGGCUUGACAAACUCAUACAUUAUACACUCCAAUAAAAGGUUGACAUUUA